AUGUGCAGAUAGCUUAGCCAGCUCAUUGGGUCUUCGCUUUUGACAAGAUCUUGUCACACACCUCCCAACUCGCCUACGGUACUAGUCUAGCACCAGUAUUUCUGCCAUUGAUUGUCGUGCUUGUGAGUGAGGUAAGACAGAGAUAGAUACAGUUUCAGCUACCGUAGCUAGUAGACAAUGAGUGAUCCUGUCUCGCUGGAAGCCGAGUCUGAAUCGAAGGAUCGAAAGUCUCUUCAGCAGUAUCUGAAAUCGAAGGGUUUGUCCGCGACGGGUACAACGGCUGUGCUUCGUGCGCGAUACGUACAAGCCCGUGGUUCCGAGGUUGCGGGAGUUACGAUUGACUUGACGGGUGAUGAUUCACCAGUCCCAAUUAAGAAGAAAGCUCCUCCUGCCAAGAAAAAGGCUCCGCCCGUGGCUGCCAACAAGAAGCGAGCGGCCGCAUCCUCAGAUGAAAAGCGCUUGAAACGCUAUCGCACCACGUGCUCGGGAGCCGUCCGACAGCGCAUUCAACGUGCCAAGACGCAGCGUCUGUUUCUGGUCGAUCGUCCCCAAGAAGAUGACAAUGGCCACAAGUUUUGCGUCAUGGGAUCCACGGGCAACUUGUACACGGUCAAAAUUUCCAAGUUGGUGCAUUGUUCUUGUCCCGAUCAUGCCAAGGGCAAUGUCUGCAAACACAUUUUAUUCGUCAUGCUCAAGGUGAUUGGGUUGCCGGAUACGUCUCCUCUGAUUUAUCAAACGGCGCUAUUGACCAGCGAGCUGGAAGAAAUCACCCAGCAACUCCAACUGCGCCGGAAUUCCGUCGGUCCUCGCGUCAUGGCCAAUGCCCGUGUCCAAAAGGCAUAUCAGGAAAUGACGUCUCCGGCCGCCAAAACGGAUACACCAGCAGCAGCAUCCCCAGAAAAUGACAGUAAUAAGCGACAACAGAUCGAAGGAGAUUGCGCCAUUUGUUUUGAUGAAAUGGCCUGUAACCAAGACUUGGUCUUUUGUCGGGCCGUCUGUGGCGCCAACUUUCAUGCCGCUUGCAUGAACCAUUGGAAACGGGCCAAUAAACAUAAUACCACCUGUCCCAAUUGCCGGUCAGCAUGGCAAGAAGAAGAACAAGCAGACGAAAGUGCCAAGAGUAACGCGGAGGAUGGAUAUGCCAACUUGGGACAAUUGCAAGGACAACCGGGGAACGGGAUACCAGCAGUUACUCGGAAUGGUACACGUACCGCAAUUAUCGCAAUCGACGGGCUGGACGUCGUUAGAAAUUGACGCAGGACGAGGAAAACAGUGAAACGGAACAUGGAUCACGAGGGGUUUGAAGCACAUGAUUUGUUGUUCUGGGAUUGCAUCCCCAAUAACUGGAAUAAAAAAGACUUUGUAUCGGCGUUUGUUUGAUGCUGUAGCUGUGUCUUCCGACUGUCGUUCUCGUACC
Molecule: messenger RNA, 1417 nt
Organism: Seminavis robusta
Lineage: Eukaryota; Bacillariophyta; Bacillariophyceae; Naviculales; Naviculaceae
Source: the annotation of a GenBank genome assembly